CCGCGUAAUCUUCCGCAGUUGGCAGAGACGUCGAAGUGGUCACCGGUGCUUUAGAGCUGUACCUACACAGGAUUUCUUUCUCGAAGCUGUAACAAUUUUGAAAAAGCUAUUAGACGAAAAAUAAAAGGAUAAAAAAAAAAAAGCUGCGAUUUAUAAUUACAUUAAAACAAGGGGAAACCCAUUAACAAGAAUAUUAACAAAGAAAAUAAACAACAGCAAUCAUGACUUCCAUAGGGAAAACCAGCGUAUACAAGAGAACGAGGGGGGUAAAUAUGCCCCACGGUUCAGUGCAUCAACGUUAUUCUCGUUCGUCCGCUACAAUCCCUUUAAGUUUUCAAAAUGGAGUCGCGAGUUCGAUUUCUCACAAAGGUGUCGUUGACAUUAGGUCCAACAGAGAAAAGGAGAGGAAGGAGAUGCAAGAUUUGAACGAAAGGUUUGGCAACUACAUCGAAAGGGUCCGUUUCCUUGAAGCCGAAAAUACUGCUUUGAAAGAGGCUUUGAAGAAGUCCAAACGGGAUUUUAACAUUGAGCCAAUUAAGGCGAUGUACCAAGCUGAGAUUGACGAGACCAAGAAACUUCUGGAUGACUCCACAAAUGAAAAUGGCAGUCUUAAGGCUCGUAUCGGGACUUUGGAAGACGAGCUGGAUGACUUACGAGUUCAAUUACGUCAUCUCACUGAUGUGAAUGACCAACAGCAAAGCACUAUUGAGACUCUCAAUGAUGACAUCUCUCGACGUGUUGCUGACUGCGAAAUGCUGAGAAGGAAGGUUCAAGAACUCGAGAAACAACUCGCUGACUGGAAAGCUAGACACGGCAAUUUGGAAGGUCAACUUCAUCAAGUUAGAUUGGACUUGCAAGAGGAAACUGCCCAACGCAUGGCUGAAACCAAUCGUGCUCAUUCAUUGGAAGAUGAACUGAACUUCCUCAGAGAGGUCUCUGAAGCUGAAAUCAAAGAGUAUCGAGCCCUUCUCUCCAAGGACAAUAGCAUUCCUGACAUGCGAGAAUACUGGACUACGGAACUCGGCAACUGCCUGAAAGAAAUCCGCCAAGAAUUUGAAGGUCAACUGGAGGGAAUGUCUGCUGCCAUGGAGGCUAGGUACCAAUCCGAGAUGAAUGAAAUGCGUUUGGGUGCAUCGAAAGGAAACGCUGAAUCAGCACAUAUGAGCGACGAGAACAAAAGACUUCGUUCUCAGAAGAAUGAUCUGGAGGCCAAACUUCUCGACUGCCAGGCUCAGAUCGCCCAACUAACAUCUCAACUGAGAGCAUUACAGAGCGAAUUUCAAUCAGUUUCUGCGGAUUUGGAAAGCGAGAAAAGCGAACACAGAGCCGACGUUGAGAGACUCAAUGCCGAGCUUGAAGCGAUGAUCAAAGAACUCCGAGAUCUGAUGGAUGCCAAACUGUCUUUGGAACUCGAGAUUGCUGCUUAUCGUAAACUGCUGGAAGGAGAAGAAAACAGACUUAGUCUUGGCAGUGUGGUUCAGUCAAUUGGCGGUUAUCAGAGUCAUUCGGAAGAGGCAUUAGCUAAUGCUCUGCAACAAAGGGCUUCUUCAGGUUUCCACACACCUGAAACUGGUAAAAUCACCAUCAACCGAACUGCUAGCGGAACCGUUUCGAUCGCAGAAGUAGAGCCAAACGGAAAAUACGUUCAAAUAACAGAAAGCUCAAAGGUGGGAAGGGUAAGAUUAGGAAUGCAUUGCUGUGCACGCAGUAACUGCUUUUUGUGUGUAAUCUUCAACUCCGUGUAUAACACACCCUUUGGUAUUGUCACGCUUUUGUUCUUUUAACAAUUCUAACACCCA
This is a messenger RNA of Octopus bimaculoides (California two-spot octopus), 1799 nucleotides long. RefSeq names its product 60 kDa neurofilament protein. Gene Ontology annotation, cellular component: nuclear envelope; nuclear lamina. Gene Ontology annotation, biological process: nuclear migration; nuclear pore localization; protein localization to nuclear envelope. Gene Ontology annotation, molecular function: structural constituent of cytoskeleton. The record is from RefSeq and is a predicted model, not a curated record. Lineage: Eukaryota; Metazoa; Mollusca; Cephalopoda; Octopoda; Octopodidae.